This is a messenger RNA of Thalassophryne amazonica, 1833 nucleotides long. Its product is annotated as neurexophilin-2. The coding region runs from base 384 to 1265 and encodes 293 amino acids. The transcript has 2 exons. Gene Ontology annotation, molecular function: signaling receptor binding. Lineage: Eukaryota; Metazoa; Chordata; Actinopteri; Batrachoidiformes; Batrachoididae. The record is from RefSeq and is a predicted model, not a curated record.
GAGAGAGAGGGAGCGGGGGUGAGAUGGGGGUCUCAUCUCUAGCCAGUCUGUUCCCUAAAACAGAAGAGCUGAUGAUCUCCUCUCAGAUCCGCUCUUUUCGUCCUUCUGCAAACUUCCGCCGUGCGUCCAGCAUGCGCGCAGACAAACACCAUGGAUGCGCCACGUGAGGCGGACCGCAGAAACUGAAAGUUUGCCCGUUCAAACCACAGUGACGCCGACCCGCGAACACCCGCGCAACUUUGAGCCUCUUUCUGCUUGUUUUGCGCUCGUCUGACGGACUUGGACUUCCUGGGAUUCCGCGGCGCGUCUUUUAUAUGUCAAACCGAGGAGACGCGUAGGUUUUUUUUUUUUUUUCAGGGUGGUCUGCUGUAACGGAAGGUGAUAUGAAGGUUCUCGGUUGGACCGUAGUUCUCCUCUGCCAGUGGAUCCUCCGGAAGGUCCAGGGGUUGGAAAAACAAGUGGAUUUCUCAGAUCUGGGUCCAGUGGGUUCUGUGAUGAAAACGCAUGGUGUGACAUAUGGCAUGGGCAGAGGCACAACGGGAGGAACAACAGGUGGAGUGGUUAAACCUCCUUACCAAACACGUAUCUUCUCCACCUCCAUUGACCAGACACCAAUGAAAUCCAAGCCACCCACCUACAGUUUCUUUAACCCAUAUGACAGGGUCCAGAACCAGUCCCUGCUCCUGGAUCAGACAGGGUACCGGUCUAAACGUAAGCCAUCACUAAAAACAGCCCUGAAAACCAAGAAGAUCUUCGGAUGGGGGGACUUCUACUUUAACGUCAAGACGAUGAAAUUUAGCUUGUUGGUGACGGGGAAGAUUGUGGACCACAUCAACGGGACGUUCACCGUUUACUUCCGCCACAACUCAUCCAGCUUGGGGAAUGUGUCAGUGAGUAUCGUGCCACCAAGCAAAGUGGUGGAGUUUGAGGUGCUCCACCAGCAGCAGCACCUUCACCCGCACACCCAGCAGGACAUCCAGAUCCAGGAGACUCAGCAGUCAACCAUCGACCCCAAAGAGACGAAGACCUUCAACUGCCGGGUGGAGUAUGAAAAAACCAACAGAUCUAAGAAGCCCAAACCCUGCCUCUAUGAUCCAUCGCAGACCUGCUUCACAGAGCACACCCAGUCCCACGCUGCGUGGCUGUGCGCCAAACCCUUCAAGGUCAUCUGCAUCUUCAUCUCGUUCUUUAGCAUUGAUUACAAGUUGGUUCAAAAAGUGUGUCCGGACUACAACUUCCAGAACGAGCACCCCUACUUUGGAUAAAGUAACAAAACUGAUGUGAAUGGGAAAGGGGAGGGAUUUGGGGAGCAGUGAUGAUAUACUAUUGAUGAUAUUAAUGAUGGAAGUGAUGUUCAUGAAGAAGAAGGGGACAUGAUUUUUUUUUUUUUUUUUUUUUUUGCCUCUGAACCUGUGAAUUGUGGAUUUAAAUCAAAUAUAAUCAGACUCACGGAUGGUUAGAAUAAGGUUGAUUUUUUUUCCCCCUCAAGAUAUUUUUGAACUUAGUAUUUGUUUAGUUUUUUUUUUAAUUCAAUUGUUUUGUGUAAAUACUGUUCUCAACCUCAGCACACUUAUUGUUUUUAGAUAUUUGUUCCUCUGUGUUAUUACUUUUUGCAGUUGGACAGUUUUCUUGAAUCAGUAUGCCCUCUGAGUACAGUGGCUGUGCUUCGCCGUCACUGUAUGGCAGACUUAAUGUUAUGGUAGACUGACUGUUAAUCAUCUUUCUCAGCUCUACGUUUCAAACCUUGACUAUAAGAGAGUUAUAUGUAUGAGAAAUGCUAUGCUGGAUACAAUAUACUGUAUGAAAAAGCACAUUAAAAUUUCCUAAACUGUC